Messenger RNA from Chironomus riparius, 789 nucleotides. The record is from the annotation of a GenBank genome assembly. NCBI's taxonomy places the organism in Eukaryota, Metazoa, Arthropoda, Insecta, Diptera, Chironomidae.
UAAUUAAUUACGGUGGUAGAAAAGGUUGUUGAACUUAAACAAAAAAAAAACGUAAUAAAACGCAAAAAAAAAUUAUUUCGAAAAAGUUAUUUUUCCGUAACUAAUGCAUUUGAGAGCAUAAUUCAAAGGAAAGAUAGAGGCAUACUUUUUUGGAAGUGGAAUGGACCAUACAAAUCCCAGCAAUAUUAAAGUUUCUCAGUAUAAAAGCAAAAUGUUUUUUCCAAGUCAAUCAGAGUUUAGCAUAACUUCAAAGUGUAUACAAUAAUUGUACUUUAGACUGCUUUAGACAUUUUUUCCAAAUAACAAUGGCAAUAACUAUUAAUAUUAUUCUCAUGGUUUCAUUUACGAUAAUGAUAGCAUUAAAUACAGAACUAGUUUCAUGUGGAGGAGGUGGAACUCAUCAUCAAACAGUAAAAAUUGAAGUUCCUUAUAAAAUACAUACAGUUCACCAUCAUCAUACUGAAAAAUAUCCAGUUUACAAAAAGGUAGAAGUACCUGUAGUUAAAGAAGUAAAAGUGCCUUAUCCAGUUCAUGUUCCAGUUAAAGUGCCUUAUCCCGUUGUCAUUAAACCUCAUGUUGUAACUGUCCCAGUUCAUCAUCAACCAAUUCAUACAGAAGAGCAUAAACAUCAUGAGUCACAUUCUCACCAUGAAGAACAUGACGAUAAAGAUUGGUAAUCAUCCAUAGUCAUGUAAAGCCCAAAAAAACUUUACGAUCAUGUUAAAUCUUAGAUCAUUUAAUAAAGACUAAUUAAGACGAAAAAAAGAGAGAUGUUAAAUUGUUUUUAAG